Molecule: messenger RNA, 714 nt
Organism: Rubroshorea leprosula
Lineage: Eukaryota; Viridiplantae; Streptophyta; Magnoliopsida; Malvales; Dipterocarpaceae
Source: the annotation of a GenBank genome assembly
AAAAAAAAAGCAGAAACAACAAAACCCAAACAAUGGAGAAUUGCAGUUUGCCGAAUGGUGUGCUGUUGUCCGGAAGCAAGGCUGGCAGAGAAGAAGCAAGGCUGGGCGGUGUUGAACAGAUUUCAGGGUCCUCUUGUGCAGAUUGGAUUCGGGUCCCUCCAAUUAGGCUGGGCGGCGGCUUUUCCUCCAAUGUGCAGAGCAAUCUCGAUUAGAAAGGAAACGGCCAUCCGGGCCGAGAACGAAUUUGUGGGCAGAGAACAGAGCAGGGAAGCGGCUGGAUUUCUCCGGCGAACACAUAACUUACAGGAAACGGCAGAGAUUCUUGCCGGAGAUGGCGGCGGAGGAGUCCGAUUUGUUGAUUCUUUUCCGGAUGAUCUAGUCAUUUCUAUUCUCUCCAAGCUCAGCUCAGCUCAUCCGCCGUUGUCCUUCGGAUUUCGUCACCGUUUUGAUGAUAUGCAAGAGAUUAAAUAGACUGGCGCUUCAUUCUCUUGUGUUAUCCAAAGACUCCUCGAAAAUUUUACCCAUUAAAGCAAAGAACUGGUCGAAGUCUGCUUACCGGUUUUUGAAACUUUGCGCCGAUGCCGGAAAUGCUGAAGCUCGUAGCGCUUUCCUCCUCCUGGUGAGUUAUUAUAUUUUUGUUACCCCAAGCGGAUUUUUUUUUUUCUCUCUGAACCUCAUCAGUAACUCUUAUAGGAAUGAAUGCAUUUUAACUGU